AUGGCCGAGGAACAGAAAUGGCAGGAAGCAAGCAAUCACGUGCUCUGUGCUAAUAACUGUGGAUUCUUCGGGAGUCCCACCACGCUCAAUAUGUGCUCAAAGUGCUACAAAGAUCACUGCAUGAAGGAACGGCAGAUGUCGACGGCGAAGAUCGCCGUCGAGAAGAGCCUCACGCAUCCACAGCACGAAUCGAAAACAUCUGUAGCGGAAUCUUCCUCAUCCUCAUCUUCCGCUGUAGCAUCUGUUUCCGUUUUACCGGAUCAGCCGAUAUCCAAUCCGGUAGACGCCGAUCUUGUAUCUCCGUUGUCUACCGCCGUGAAACCGCAGCAACGGAAUCGGUGUGGAUCAUGCAAGAAGCGUGUUGGGCUCACGGGGUUUGCAUGUAAAUGUGGAACGACGUUCUGUGGGACCCACAGGUACCCGGAGAAGCACGACUGCUCGUAUGAUUUCAAGACGGUGGGGAAAGAGGCGAUAGCGAAGGCGAAUCCGGUGGUGAAGGCGGCGAAGCUGGAGAAGAUUUGA
Messenger RNA from Lactuca virosa, 522 nucleotides. The record is from the annotation of a GenBank genome assembly. Lineage: Eukaryota; Viridiplantae; Streptophyta; Magnoliopsida; Asterales; Asteraceae.